AUGCCACCGCUGCCCCCAAGCCUGCAGCUGACCAGCGUGAGACCCACCUGCACCGGCUGUGCCUCCCACUCGCGAGAGGUCGAGGAGGAGGGGUCGCCGAGCAGCCGCGGUGGCGGGGAGGGGGGCCCGGACCGGAGGGCCCAGCGGGGGGCCGGGAUGGCACCGUCGGAGCUGGCGCCACCUGGCUUGGCGCCCGGCGUGGUGCUCCUGCAGAAAUUGAGGGGCAGCCGGUUCGGAUACGGGUUCUACCAGGGCAUGGCGCUGGUCCUGACGUUCCUGGUGUACAUGUCCUACCACGCGUCCCGGAGGCCCAUCAGCAUCGUGAAAUCGGCGCUCAACCCGACCGGCAACACCGGAUGCUGCGGGGACGACUGCGACGCGUCGGGCGUCCAGGCGACGCUUGCGAACGGGACGGACGCGACGGGGGUGCCGGGGGCGCCGACAAACGGGACCGAUCCGGCUGGUGGAGGGGAUGAUUGUGAUGGCGGUUGGGCGCCUUUCUGCGGAGGAUGUGGAGAGAGCCGGCUUGGCUACUUGGACACAGCCUUCCUCAUUUCCUACACCUUCGGUGUCAUGGCUUCUGGUCACAUCGGUGACAGGACGAACCUGAGGCAUUUUUUGCUUUUCGGAAUGGUUGGCAGUGGUGUGAUGAUCUCCUUGGUCGGGAUGGCAUAUUUCUGGAAUAUCCACAGCUACAGCUACUUCUUGAUUUUCCAGGGCUUGACAGGAGUGUUUGAGGGCACGGGAUGGCCUGCCGUGGUGUCAGUGGUUGCACAUUGGUUUGGAAAAGGUCGCCGUGGUCUCAUUAUGGGCAUCUGGAACUCGCACACUUCAGUUGGAAACAUGCUGGGCUCCUUCCUGGCAGCUGCUGUGGUGGACCCCGACUGGGGGUAUUCCUUCCUUGUCCUGGCUGCUUUGAUUACAGGUGUGGGGGUGUUUACAUGGCUCUUCCUUAUUCCGAGUCCUUCUGACGUGUUUGAGGCACCGGGAGCUGGGUCCUAUGUUGCCGGAGGUGAAAGGGUGGAGGACGAAGAGCAGGGCAACUAUGAAAGGGCCCCAGAGCCGGACAGCCCAGUGAAGCCUCCGCCAAAGGGGAUCAAUUUCAUGGCUGCAUGGGCCAUCCCUGGUGUCAUGUCUUACUCAUUUGCCCUCUUCUUCAGCAAGCUAGUAGCAUACACCUUUUUGUUCUGGCUCCCAUUCUACCUGCAGGAGAAUAGGCCUGAUUUAACAUCCAAACAGGCAGGCGACUUGAGCAUCUUCUUCGAUUUGGGCGGCAUUUUUGGAGGUAUUGCUGCGGGGCAGCUGUCCGAUGCGACUGGCGCCAGUGCUUCUGUUGCUACCGGAUUCACACUCUUGGCGAUGCCAACCAUGCUUGCGUACCAGAAGCUAGGUGGUGUAUCUCCGACUUUGAAUGACAUCCUUUUAGUUGUUACCGGCUUCUUCGUCAAUGCACCAUAUGCGUUGAUUACCACAGCGGUGUCUGCAGACUUGGGGACGCACGAGUCCAUCGCCAGCAAUCGGAAUGCACUGUCAACUGUGACUGCCAUUAUCGAUGGCAUGGGGUCCUUGGGUGCGACAGUUGGCCCGAUGCUGACGGGCCAGAUCCUUUCCAACAACACCACCACGGGGGCAUUCAACAAAAUGUUCGUGAUGCUUUGUGGCUCCUCUCUUCUGGCGGGUAUGCUGUUGGCUCAGCAAGUCUGGAAAGAGCACAAGGCUCGCAGGAAAGUGGUGGAAAAAGCGACUUCGUCGGAAAGCAGGGAGGCGGAGAGCAGAGAGGGAGAGACCGAAGCGCUGUUGCUGGGACAGUCGACUUGA
This is a messenger RNA of Ostreobium quekettii, 1818 nucleotides long. Lineage: Eukaryota; Viridiplantae; Chlorophyta; Ulvophyceae; Bryopsidales; Ostreobiaceae. The record is from the annotation of a GenBank genome assembly.